This is a messenger RNA of Anopheles stephensi (Asian malaria mosquito), 7576 nucleotides long. It is a transcript of the gene Syn, whose product is annotated as synapsin. The transcript has 12 exons. Gene Ontology annotation, cellular component: synaptic vesicle; synaptic vesicle membrane. The coding region runs from base 1249 to 2907 and encodes 552 amino acids. Lineage: Eukaryota; Metazoa; Arthropoda; Insecta; Diptera; Culicidae. Gene Ontology annotation, molecular function: ATP binding. Gene Ontology annotation, biological process: neurotransmitter secretion. The record is from RefSeq and is a predicted model, not a curated record.
ACGACGACCACGACGACCGCUACUACUACUACGAACGUUCGUCGUUAUCCUCCUCUGAAAGGAUCAGUGACGAAGGCGCGUGCACCGCCAGCCAGAGUUUCAUUCUCGUAUCGUACAGUGUCGGAGAAAAACGUUUUCCUCCCCCAGUGUGUCGUGGUGUCGGGUGUAGUUGUGCGUGUGUGCGUGUGUGUGCGUUUGUUCGCGCACUAGCUCUGUCUGUCAGUGAAAAAUCAUUUCCACCACAUUUGUGCUUGUGCUCUGCUUUCGUUGCAGGUGUGAAAAGGUUGUGGUCCCUUUUGGUGAAACCGUGUUAUUUGAUGUGAAAGUUUGUGCUGGCCUCCCUCAGGUGCAUCCUCGGUUUGGAAAAAUCCUUCCCAUCGAUUCACAACACAUUUUCUCCCAGUAACGUCAUAUAAGGCUUUUUCCGAGGAACAUCGAACCAGUUAAGCCAGUUGACUGGCGUGUAGAAGAGCGACAACGAUAAAAGAAAAGCUUCAACUCUAACUACAAACGCAGAUUACAGAGCGAAGUAAAGUCCCUUGGAGACCCUUGCAGACCCUUGGAGCUAAAGAGCACAGACAAGCGACGCGAAUCCUAAGAAAUCGUAAGGUAGCUAAUUUGUCCUUCAGUAGUGUGUCACCAUCAUCAUUCCCUCGUAACGUGCCAUCAGUACACCAUUCAUCAGUCUUAGCGCACAAGAGUACUGUCGUUGGUGCUCGGUGAACAAAAAAAAACGCUCGCCAUCUAACGCGACGACAAAGUGUCAACGACAUUUCCAUCAGCAGGGCCAUCAGCAGCAUCCCAUACGGGCCGCCGGCUCUAUAAACACGACAUCAAGUAAUACUCGUGGCCAGAAAAACACACACACGCGUAAUCGCUCACAGCUAGCCAGCCGGGCUCUCACGUAGAAGUCACACAGACACAGACAGAGGCCCGGAAGUCAGCUAAAGCCGCCACUCGGGUGCGUAGCGUAGUUGUCUUCACUUUCGUUCCGUUCCGUUCAAUAUUAGCGCCAUAUCUGACGCUGGGUGCGGGCGAAUCUGCGCCCCGCCAAAGCAGGAUCCACAAGCCGGCACACUGUCUUUCGCAAGUUUCAAGAGUAGCUUUACCAGCAAUGUUAAUUUCCUGAAGCGCCGUGAUUUCAUUGGCAGAUUCAGCUCGGGAGACCUGUCUUCCGAGUGCGAGGAUGUCGAUCCGAAAGACCUGCCACCCGCAGCUCGCCCACAGCCCCCGCUUCAGCAGCAACCGAUGCCCGGCGGUCCGCCGAACAUUCCGCCACCGCCGGCCCCCGGUACGGCCGGUUCGGUAUCGCCGGGCGGUCCCGUACCGCCCGGUUCCGCACCACCGACCGGUGGUCCGGAGCUGUCGCUAAGCUUUGGCAAGGGUCCGGCCCAGCGUGGCACGAGCGCACCCUCGAGCCCGGCCAAAUCGCGUGAAAGUUUGCUGCAGCGCGUACAAAGCUUAACCGGGGCGGCCCGCGAUCAGGGUGCGUCCAUUAUAGGAGCGGCCGUUUCGACUGCUAGCCGGGUUCAGCCGUUCAAUCGGGACAAGUGCUUCACGCUGCUCGUCGUCGACGAUCAGAACACGGACUGGUCGAAGUAUUUCCGCGGCAAACGGCUGCACAGCGACUACGAUAUUCGUGUCGAGCAGGCCGAGUUUCGUGAGAUUAUGCUGACGGCCAGCGCCGACUCGGGACCGAUGGUUGGCUGCAACCGGGGCGGUUCGAAGCAGGCGAAACCGUUCCGUCCGGACUUUAUACUGGUGCGUCAGCCGCCGCGCGAUGGCUCGAAGGACUAUCGGUCGACGCUGCUCGGGUUGAAGUAUGGCGGUGUGCCGAGCAUCAACUCGCUGCACUCGCUGUACCAGUUCCAGGACAAACCGUGGGUAUUCGCUCAUCUGCUGCAACUUCAGCGCCGUCUCGGUCGCGAUGCGUUCCCACUGGUCGAGCAGACGUUCUUCCCGAACCCGAAAGACAUGUUCACCUGGACACGGUUCCCAUGCGUGCUGAAGGCAGGCCACUGUCACGGUGGCAAAGCUACCGCCAAGCUCGACAACCCCGGAGCGCUUCAAGAUGCGGCGGGCCUGCUGUGCGGUACCGGCCUGUCCGACAACGGGUCCUACUGUAGCCUGGAGCCGUACAUCGACGCCAAGUUUGACGUUCACAUCCAGAAGAUCGGUAGCACCUACAAGGCGUUCAUGAGAAAAUCCAUUUCCGGCAACUGGAAGACGAACCAGGGCUCGGCAAUGCUCGAGCAGAUCCCGAUGACGGAGAAGUACAAAACCUGGGUCGAUGAGGUGUCCGAGCUGUUCGGUGGUAUGGAGGUGUGCGGUGUGGCGGUGAUCGUCUCGAAGGAGGGCAAAGAGUUUAUCAUCAGCGCCGCCGACUCGACGUUCCCGCUGAUGGGCGACAGCCAGGAAGAGGAUCGCCGCCAGAUUGCGGAUCUCGUCGUCGGACGCAUGCAGAAUGUUUGCCGACCGUCCAUGAUGACGAAGGCCGUUUCGCGUAGUUCGAUCUCGUCGCGUGGCACUAGCCCAACGGAGGAUGCACCGCCGGUUCCGAUCGGUACGCGCCCGGUACCGGUCGGCGGUGGUCCACCGCCGAUUCCGGAACGUACCACACCCGGUGUCGGGUCGAUCGGGCGUCACGGUAGUUUUAGCAGCCAGUCGGGUGAGCCACCGGAGCAACCGUCCGAAAGGGCACCCACUCUGAACUCUGUGGGACGGCGCGAUUCGCAAGCAUCCCAAUCGAGCAGUGUGUCGGGCAUAUCGUCCGCUUCGGCCGCCCGUUCCGCUGCCGGCAAGGCUCCACCGGCGAACGCAACCGGCGCCCCGUCGGUGGUCGAGGACGCGGAGGAUACGAUGAAAAAUCUCCGCAAAACGUUUGCCGGCAUCUUCGGUGACAUGUAGGAUUUGGCUAAGAAGAAGAAACAGACCCGCGGAUCAAAUGACAUCAGCAGCACUGCCGGCAGCGCCACCGGUAGCAUCUUGAGCACACGCGAAAGCUCCAUCGACAGCGUGAUCGUUCGGCCGACCGAACCGACCGAGCCGAAGCCCAUCCUGUGCAAUGGUGCUCCCGGGCAACCACCGUACAGCAGCAGCACGGUCGGCGGCAGCAGCAGCACAACCAUCAUCACCACCAGCAACACGGCCGCAGUCACCGGCAGCAGUGUAAAUAAAGUCAAUGUUUCUUCUUUGGAUGGUACCAGCGCAUCCAGCAGCAGUGGCCAAAGUUCCAGCACGAACUCCGCGGAACCGAAGCGCCCGGCGUACGAUCCGACGCUGAGCGAGCGCAUCAAUCCCUUCGACAAGGACCGGAUCGCCGGUGCGGGGCGCGGCACCAGCAGUGGCAGUGGCAGCGACAGCAGCAUCACCAGCAGUCUGGCCAGCAACACAACUAGCAGUAAGAUCACAACCAACGACGACACCGAUCGUUACACUAUACAGCAAGGUAUCAGGGAACAACCAUCGCUAACCGGGCGCUUCCAGGCACCCGCCGGUGGAGGUCUCGGUGCAGCCGCCGUCCCAUCGCCGGUCACCCUGCCCGCCACCACCAGCACCUCAGCAGCAGCAGCAGCAGCAGCAGCAGCAACGACCGCUUCCUCCACUUCCGCCUUCUCGUCCUCCUCCGUUUCGUCCUUCUCCGUCGGCACGUUCUCGUCCGUGUCCGGCUCGUCGGGAUAUUCGAGCGCCACCAGCACCGGCUUCUCGACCCCGUCCAGCGUUGCACCGACCUUGAGCAGUGAGCAGAAGAAGCAGGAGUUUGGCCGCACCAAGCGCGCCUCGUCCGAUGCCGAAAUCAUCUUCGGAGAUCGUGGACCUGAUUUCUACAACAAGCGCUUCGAUCGGGCCGGUAGUCGCGGUGAGUUCCGGCAGCGCACCGAGUCACUGACGGAUGCGGAACUCAUCUUCGGUACCAGUGCGGUGACAGGACCGGCAACACCGCCCAUCACCGGUCCGGCUCCAUUCUCACCGGCGGCCAGUAGUCCCGCAACUACGGCAGCCCGGUAUGGGUCGUACGGUAGUCGGGACAGCACGAGCUUCAGUAGCACUACGUCCGAUUCGGAGUUUGUGUACGGCAGGAAGGAUCCGAGCGUACUAACCAAGAGCAUGUCCGUGGCGUCCGAUCGUUCGAGUGUGAGCGCCAGCAAACCCUGGACAAGAUCUACCCCGCGGGUAGACGACGAGGAGGAGUUCGAUUUAAAGUAAACUACUUGGCAUCUUAACGUUGGCAUCCUUCUUCAAUUCUGCUUCUUGUUCGCUGUUCGCUAUUUCCAACAAGUACUCCCCGGACUGGGCUGUCCAUCUGGACAACUCUCUCCCCACCUCCUUCCCAGGUCCUUCUGUAUGAGGGGGUUUCAGGCCCCUUGAUUCAUCCGCUCUCCACAAAGGUUCGUUGUCGAUCUCGAUUGCUUGUUAGGCGGUAAUGUUAUCUGAUAAGCUUUCUAAAUGUAAUACCACAUAAUACGCGGACAUAAAGGACACUAUACACUAACAUCCAAACACACACUCACACGAAAAAUACGCAGACCUGCGACUGCUCACGAGCACCUCAAAGUGUAUCGAGGAGAAGUCACUAAAUUUGCCUCUGACGUUUCCUGGUUUCAAACAAGCCGAUGAAGAAUGCAAACAGAUGGAACCAUCAUCUUACGCAACGAGCAGGGACGAAGGAUAUGGAUUAUCGAACAUCGGUUUGGUGGGUCGCAACAGAUUAAGGAAAGGGGGAACUUUGGAGGAAACUUCAACGUCCCGGUGGAAUGACACGAUGACACGACGGACGGACGGAGCAAUAAUGGCAGGACAAAUUAAACUCUAAGCGAUAUUCACUAAUGUCUAAGAAGCUCUCAUGGAGGUCGAACCUUAGUUUGGAGGCAUCGCACAAAAAAAGAUAAACGGGAGAGCUCGAAGGACUCAAAGGACCCUUACUAAGGUGCAAGAUUAAGGCAAAUGCUAUCUAUUACAUCUCACCACCGACACCAUUACGAGACCGGAGAAGAGCGAGAGAGAGAGAGAGCUAGAGUGUAAGCAAUCAAUUAACGACCGCAAAAGUAUUACGCUGUAUUGGUUCUGCUACCCUAUAUAUGUGGCCCAUGCAUAUCACGCACUUCUGCUGACUUUUUGUUGUUGAAGUAGUACCCUGGACGUCAUGAGUUUCUUCACUACAGCUACCCACUGUAAUACUACGACUGAUUAGACGUAUUGCUUUUGCAGCCGGAAUGAGCCAUAUAGAGCACACGCCACCACUGCUUAGACGUGUAGAGGACGGUGGAUGUUAUGUAUGUAUGCACACACACACUCAGCAGAUUGAUUAGACGUUCGGAGUAUGGCAUUAUCGUUAGUAGCUGGCACACAACAGAAGCGCACGGUUAGAUCGCUCACUUCCGGCUCACAAUUUCCUUCGUCCUUUUUGUUUUGGCGAUUCUGAGGCACCAAGCAGAUGCCAAAAACCCUCAACGAACUGCAUGGUUUUUUUGAGUUUAAUUGCUAUAAGACUCCUACCUACUACUGCUAGUGCUACUUAAACAAAAACUUCUCUCAAAAGUACUAUGUAUUGCAAUACGAUUUAACGCACUCACACACACACAGACACACCCAAAUAAGGCAUCAAAAAUAUCAAGUUGACUUAUGCCCAAGAUUCAGGAUUCAGGGCUAUGCGUAUGCGUGUGUGUGUGUGUGUGAGUGUGUAAUAUCCCCCCUCAGCCGUUAUACUCCUAAUCUCCCAUGUUUGAUGAAUGAAUGUUGUUAGAUUAAUAAUAAUUACAAUUACAAAAUCGUUCCCACAAUCGGUCGUCGGCUGAAGGGAAAAUACAGACACAGAAACAUCCACACACCUCAAACACAAUUGCACUACACCCAAGGAUGGUGUCACGAUCGUCCGAACGAUGGAAAAUGGCGCGCAGGAUACAACCAUCUCAUCAGUACAUUAAAUAUAUCAUAUGAAGACAAUAUAUUAUUAAGAUAUGACUAGUUGAUAUUUACAGAAUUCUACAAUAGAGAGAAGGAGGGAGAGACAGAGAGAUAACACACACAAAAAACGGACAGGAGAGGAGUUAAGUGUGGCUCAUGAGGACCGGCGAGGACUGAGAAUGCGAAUGACAACACAUUAAUCAGCAACGUGCAUAUUCUACAUCUGUAAUCGAAAACUUUAAUUAUUGAUGAUUGCCGGCCAUGAUAAUUACGCGCAAAAAAGCAAAAGAAAACUUAUUGACAAUUCCCCCGUUCGUAUUUGGUUCGAUGUUCGCGACGCGCUCUAUCACUCUUCUAGGCAGUUCUUCAAAUGACUCCAAACUCACUUAUUUUGUUCCUUAAAGUAUUAAAUUCGUUUUUUGAAUUUAAACAGCAACGGAUAUUGUAAGUUUGUGUAGUUUAUUUGCGUUCUCCUUAAGUAACUCAGAACCCUUAAAAAUCUUAUGUCCACGCAUCUCAAAACCCAUGGCAAUAGAGCACCAAAGAACAGUGAAUCCCGUGUGCAAGUGUUCUCGAUUUACACACAAUGCAUUUAAUAUAAUAAAAACAAAACUUAUCCAAUGUUGAACGCCGAACUGUGCUAAUACCUGUGCGGUGGUAGUAGGCGCAAGGAAGCAGCAGUUGAUGAUAUUAUCGUAUAGAUAAUCGUAGGUAAAAUGAAGCAUGUCGCAAAGAAUAUCAAUGUAAUAGUGUUGUUGUUUCAAACUCGUUACAAACCAAUCAAUUGCCCAAUUCCCCUAUGCUGAUGCAGACAGAUCACUUACGCAAAACCCGAUUCGAAAGCGGAUGUUAGAAUUAUGCAAAUAGACAACGAAACUGAACAAAAAGGAAUGAUGUUGUGUUACCAGGUGUUGGUGGAAAAUCUGCAAAAGCAAGCAGGAGGAGCUUCUUGGCAGUUAUUGACUUACUGAAGUAUUACUAUAAUUGUAUCGCCAAAAUAUGGAUCAUUUGCUCUACUGAGUUGCAUCCCCCAGUGUAUCUAUGUUACCGUACUAAACCGCUGAAACGUAACAAUCGUAUAUAUGUAUUUCAACCAAAUGUUACUGUUACAAUACACAACUACAAGCAUGUACUAACGCGGACAGAGCGUGUUCUUGCUAAAAUGCAUGUGCGUGUAUAAGCUAAACCACUUUCGUUUGGGCGAUGGGGCGAAAUCUAAUUAUUACUGAAAUUAUUCUGAAUACUGAAGAGUGAACGCAGGCUAAACAUAAUAUACACACAAACACACACACCGAUUCAGCAGCACUGGGCUACCAGCAAAAACCCAAACUAAACCAAACAAAAAUAUGAGACUUAUGUAGUCGUGCAAUGUUUCUAGAACAGUUGUGACACCUUAGCAGCUACAGGAUCGAUGUUGAUUACGUUAUUAGUAACCGGUACCGAAUAACAUAUGGGAAAAUCACAGAGCCAACCACAUUUCAACCACAAAACCACCACAAACCCACUCGCCCGCCCCACAUCAUAAACCACAUAAAUACUCCUACCGCAUACGGUGGUGCAUAGUCGUUUAGGCAAGGAUAACCGUAAAACCCAAAAUGAAAGUAAAAUUAAAUAUAUUAUAGCUAAAACAACCAAACCAAGCAAAUACCGAAAUGGAAGUUACGAAAAUAAA